Molecule: messenger RNA, 1646 nt
Organism: Coregonus clupeaformis (lake whitefish)
Lineage: Eukaryota; Metazoa; Chordata; Actinopteri; Salmoniformes; Salmonidae
Product: beta-enolase
Exons: 11
Coding region: 111-1475 (454 amino acids)
Biological process (GO): glycolytic process
Cellular component (GO): phosphopyruvate hydratase complex
Molecular function (GO): magnesium ion binding; phosphopyruvate hydratase activity
Source: RefSeq, a predicted model, not a curated record
AUCUGGCUGCGGUCGCCACCGGCAGGCUAUAAAACUCAGACUGGCGGACAGCGUGACACUUUCCAGAAGGACAGUCGGAGAGCCAGUAGGUGAAAUCCCACUCAGUCAGGAUGUCUAUCACUAAGAUCCAUGCCCGGGAGAUCCUCGACUCCAGAGGAAACCCCACCGUGGAGGUGGACCUCUACACUGCCAAAGGCCGUUUCAGGGCAGCCGUGCCCAGCAGUCUAACCUCUCUCUCUCUGUGUGUGUGUUCAGGCCGUUUCAGGGCAGCCGUGCCCAGCGGUGCCUCUACCGGUGUCCAUGAGGCUCUGGAGCUGAGAGAUGGAGACAAGUCACGCUACCUGGGAAAAGGUACCGUUAAGGCUGUGGAUCAUGUGAACAAGGACAUUGCCGCCAAACUGAUUGAGCAGAAAUUCAGCGUUGUUGACCAGGAGAAGAUCGAUAAAUUCAUGCUGGAGUUGGACGGAACUGAGAACAAAUCUAAGUUUGGAGCCAACGCCAUCCUGGGUGUGUCUCUGGCGGUCUGCAAGGCAGGAGCAGCGGAGAAGGGAGUGCCCCUGUACCGUCACAUCGCUGACCUGGCCGGACACAAGGACGUCAUCCUGCCCUGCCCCGCCUUCAACGUGAUCAACGGUGGUAGCCAUGCUGGUAACAAGCUGGCCAUGCAGGAGUUCAUGAUCCUGCCCAUCGGAGCGUCUAACUUCCACGAGGCCAUGAGGAUCGGAGCUGAGGUUUACCACAACCUGAAGAACGUGAUCAAGGCCAAGUACGGAAAGGACGCCACCAACGUAGGAGAUGAGGGUGGCUUCGCACCCAACAUCCUGGAGAACAACGAGGCUCUGGAGCUCCUGAAGUCAGCUAUUGAGAAGGCUGGAUACCCAGACAAGAUCAUCAUCGGCAUGGACGUGGCUGCCUCUGAGUUCUACAAGGCAGGAAAGUACGACCUGGACUUCAAGUCACCUGACGACCCUGCCAGAUACAUCACUGGCGAUCAGCUGGGAGAUCUGUACAAGAGCUUCAUCAAGGGAUAUCCCGUUCAGUCCAUUGAGGAUCCCUUCGAUCAGGAUGAUUGGGCAGCAUGGUCAAAGUUCACUGCCGCUGUCGACAUCCAGGUGGUGGGUGAUGAUCUGACCGUGACCAACCCCAAGCGUAUCCAGCAGGCUGUGGAGAAGAAGGCCUGUAACUGCCUGCUCCUCAAGGUCAACCAGAUCGGCUCCGUCACAGAGUCCAUCAAGGCGUGUAAGCUGGCCCAGUCUAACGGAUGGGGUGUGAUGGUGUCUCAUCGUUCAGGAGAGACAGAGGACACCUUCAUCGCUGACCUGGUGGUCGGACUCUGCACUGGACAGAUCAAGACUGGUGCCCCCUGUAGAUCAGAACGUCUGGCCAAGUACAACCAGCUGAUGAGGAUUGAGGAGGAGCUUGGAGACAAGGCAAAGUUCGCUGGCAAGGACUACCGCCACCCCAAGGUCAACUAAAUCCUGACCUCUGACCUAAACCACGGCUUUCUUCUUCCCCCUCUCCAUCAUGACUGGGUUCAGGGGUCAGGUUUUGGUUUUAUCUUCGACCUCCUCAUCCCUCCAUCCCUCUCCCAUCACAAGCGUCUUUAUUGAUGUAACGUGAGAAAUAAAACAAAUAAAAAAUGUAAA